CACCCCCUGAGGAGGGUCACCCUUCCCUUCCCCCCUCAGCCUGCUCUUUGAGGCGCUUGAGGUCCCCGUGCAUGUGUUGUCCUCUGGAAGUCUACUUGAGUGCACUGAAGAUGAGGAUGAGUAAAUGUGGCAUUAUCCUCAUCGGCUCCGUUGCUGCUGGCUGCUGGCUUUCAUUUGCUUUUCAAUUUCUCUUCUCCUUUUGGCGCUGUGGGUGAUGCAGCAGGACGGGUGUGGCAGUGAGCAGAUUGUGGACGUCCUUUCUCUCAGGAACCACAGAGACUAUUGGUUGUCCUCGGAACAUUAUCUAGUCUGUGGAACGAUUGAGCGCAAUGACCACAGUCACUCCAAUGGAAUGGAAUCAGGGCUCUGUGACUGGAUGACCACCAACCUGACCAGGGACAUUGACCGUAAGCCUCGGGGACGCCUCUCCAUGCCACAGUGUCAGUGUGAGCCACAGCCACACCCUGGGGUUCCGAGGGACCAGGAAUGGGCCAGAGACGGCAGACGAUCAGCCAGCCAGCAGGGAGGGCAGUGUGAAGACUGUGAGAUGUGUCUGUGGUGUAGGGGAGUCCAACACAAUCCUCAUAACACCAGUGUAGGACUGGAGACUCUCUCAGACAUUAAUGAGAGGCUUCAGCGUUCACUACAGGGCAUCAUUGAUUGGCUAUCUGUGAAGGAUGAGGAGCUAUCUGACAGUUUGCCUUUACAUGGCGAUGUAACAAGCUACAAACAUCAGAGUGAGAUACAUCAGGUUUUCGUUGAGGAGUUAAAGUCUCGAGGACCCUUUAUUUACUCGGUGUUGGAGUCCGCUCAGGCCUUUCUGUCACAAUGUGCCACUGUGGAUCCAGAUGACAGUAAAGACGUGAGUACUCGACAGCAGAGUGUCGGUCGCUGGGUGUGGAGGCAGGCCGCAGUGGCCGGAGACCUGUGGGAGAGUGUGAUGUCACGCAGUGUUCAGCGCCACAAACACAUGCAGUGUACUCUGGAGCGCCUCACAGAGCUACAGGGGGCUGUGGAGGAGCUGUGCCUGGACAUGGAGCAGGCUGAGGGGGUGCAGGAGGCCUGGGGGCCCAUAGGAGACCUCCUCAUUGACUCACUGCAGGACCACAUCGAUGCCACCAAGUUGUUCCAGGAGGAGCUGACUCAGGGUCAGGAGGGCUUGAAGCAUGUCAACCAGCUAGUCCACCAGCUGACCAUCUCCAGUGUCCCCCUAUCAGAGGACAACACCCAGGGUCUGCAGCAACUCAACACCAGAUGGAAACUGCUGGAGGAGUCCACUGAGAAGAGGCUGAGGCAUCUGCAGGAUGUCUACAGAGACUUUGGGCCCAGGUCCCAGCAUUUCCUCUCUGGUUCAGUGCAGAUUCCAUGGGAACGUGCCAUAUCGCCCAACAAAGUGCCAUACUACAUUAACCAUCAAACACAGACCACUUGUUGGGAUCAUCCACAAAUGAAAGAGCUCUACCAGGCACUUGCUGAUCUGAACAAUAUCAGGUUCUCUGCCUACCGAACAGCCAUGAAGCUGCGACGUGUACAACAGGCCUUGAGAUUGGACAAGCUGAGCCUUGGCUGUGCGGCAACGGUUUUCCAGGGCCUGGGGUCGGGGUAUGAUGACCCCGUGACGGACGCUGUUGAGGUUAUGGAUGUCCUGGAGGUCAUCCAUGCUCUGACCAGCCUGUACGAGCAGCUGGAGGAGAAACAUGGCGUCUUGCUCGACAUCCCGCUCUGUGUGGACAUGUGUCUCAACUGGCUGCUCAACGUAUACGACAGUGGCCGUAAUGGGCAGCUGAGUAUCCUGUCCUUCAAGACAGGACUGGUGUGUCUAUGCAAUGCUGAGAUUCAGGAGAAAUGCAAAUAUCUGUUCUGGCAGGUGUCUGGGCCUGGUGGAUGUGCUGACCAGCAGCACCUCAAUGCCCUGCUUCAGGAGAUAAUCCAGAUCCCAUGGCAGCUAGGAGAGGUGGCUGCCUUUGGAGGGAGCAAUGUGGAGCCAAGCGUGGCCAGCUGCUUUCGCAUGGCUCCUGGGAAGACCUCCAUCCAGUUGUCCCACUUCCUGGAGUGGAUGAGCCUGGAGCCCCAGUCCAUUGUGUGGCUGCCUGUGCUUCAGCGAGUGGUCCAGGCAGAGAACGCCCAACACCAGGCCAAGUGCUCCAUCUGCAAACAGUGUCCCAUCAAAGGCUUCAGAUACAGAAGCCUCAAGCAGUUUAAUGUGGACAUUUGUCAGAGCUGCUUCCUGUCCGGGCGUACUACCAAGGCCAAGUCUUUAAUUUACCCAAUCAUGGAGUAUUACACCCCAACCACUUCAGGGGAAAGGAUGCGUGAUUUUGCCAAAACACUGAAGAACAAGUUCAGAUCAAAGCAGUACUUCAGCAAGCAUCCCCAGAGGGGCUACCUGCCUGUACAGUCUGUCUUGAGGUCAGGGAGUGAGGAGACGCCCAGCUCGUCCCCGAGGCUUCCCCACUCAGACACACACUCCAGGAUUGAGCACUAUGCCUGCAGACUCGCUGACAUGGAGGACCAAAACUGCUCCUUCUUCAAUGAGAGCUUGGAUGAGGAUCAGUAUCUUGACCGUCUGGAGCAGGACUCCCUGGCCUCCUGUCAUCAUUACAUGGGUUAUACAGGCUGUGAGACCCAGGAUGAGCUGCAGAGGACACUGGCCAUGCUGGAGAAUGAGAACAGGGUGCUCCAGGGGGAGUACCGACGUCUGAAGUGGCAGCACGCUGAGGCCCAGGCAUGUCCACAACUGAGGGAGGGCUCUGUGGACCCGGAGGACUACCAGGACCAGGCCUUGCUGGCUGAGGCCAAAGGCCUGAGGCACCAUAAGGGCAGGCUGGAAACCCGCAUGCAGAUCCUGGAGGACCACAACAAGGUGCUAGAGUCCCAGCUUCACCGGCUCAGGGAGAUUCUACAACAGAACAGAGAGGGUUCAGAGGACAAUGUAUCGACUGGAACACCAUCAUCUGUGUACUCUCCUGUGUCACGAAGAGACCAGCUGGGGAGACAGCUAAGCUCAGGAGCCUCCAACACAGAACCCCCAGGGCCUGCUUUGGAGCCAGAGCAGGGUGUUACAGCCGAUCACCUUCAACAGGUCAUAGAGCAACUGAAGAACGUCUUCCCCUUAGAGACCAGAGAGAACGGUGUUGCAUCACCUUUUUGACUUGUUCGCCAUCCCAGAGACCAGACUGUGAACCUAACAACACCUAUCGUUAACGGAUAGCCUUUCAAGAUUCCUCUCACUAUGAUCAAGCACAUAUCACUACUGAGAUCCAUGUGUGUUUUAUCCAGCUUAAUACACAUUGAAAUGAACAUGUUUUACAAAAUAAGUGUACAUUAUGGAUGUCCAGUGGCCAAAUGUACCACUGGAUGGAAAUGUGUUGUUUUAUGGUGUUAGGCCCAUCUUUGUCUAUGUGUAAUAUUUCAUGAUGUUGAUAUUUUUUACAUUUUCAAGAAUUAAUAAAUUCAUAAUUCAA
Molecule: messenger RNA, 3464 nt
Organism: Oncorhynchus masou masou (cherry salmon)
Lineage: Eukaryota; Metazoa; Chordata; Actinopteri; Salmoniformes; Salmonidae
Product: dystrophin-related protein 2-like
Exons: 24
Coding region: 125-3151 (1008 amino acids)
Biological process (GO): synaptic signaling
Cellular component (GO): plasma membrane
Molecular function (GO): zinc ion binding; protein binding
Source: RefSeq, a predicted model, not a curated record